CUCUCUCGUAAGUACGUGAGUACUUUCUCUCUCUCUCUCUCUGGGAGUGCAUAGACAAAAGCAAGUGCAACAGAAAAGCAACGAUAACCGAGAAAGGCAAAAGAGCCAUUAAAUUUCUCUGCAGACCCCAUUUACUCUGUCUCUCUCUGUCUCUCUGUCUCUCUCUGAUGGUGUUGCAGGCUUUGAGAUUGUGAGUGCGAAAGGCGCAGAAAGAGAGAGAGAGAGAGAGAGAGAGAGGUUGGCGUCAUGGGCGAUGGCAUGCGAGAGAGAGAAGCCACGUGCUCCUCCUCUGCGGCGCGUCAACCGCCCGACGAAAUCUCGCUCUUCCUCCACCAGGUCCUCCAACGUUCGGGCCGGAGGCCGGAGAAUCCCGGGGGUCCGUCCCGGCUGGUCGAGGGCGGCGGCGGGAUCUCGUCCGUCGGCUCGUCCGACGGGGUCAACAACUUCUCUGCCUCUGCUUCGGGUGGUGGGUUCCUCGCGGGUAAUGCGAUAGUGAGUGCGGUUGCCGCCGCUGCUUCUUCUUCUGUCGGGGCCAGCGAGAAUGAAGCUGAUGAUUAUGACUGUGAAAGCGAGGGACUCGAAGCUUUGCUGGAGGAAGUUUCUGCCAAGGCAAAUCCGCCUCGUAGCUCAUCCAAGCGAAGCAGGACAGCUGAAGUUCAUAAUUUGUCGGAAAAGAGGAGGAGGAGCAGGAUCAAUGAGAAAAUGAAAGCUUUGCAAAGUCUAAUUCCUAACUCUAACAAGACUGACAAGGCAUCAAUGCUGGAUGAAGCCAUUGAAUACCUUAAGCAGCUCCAGCUCCAAGUUCAGAUGCUAUCUAUGAGGAACGGAUUAAGUUUGCAUCCGAUGUGCUUACCCGGGGUCGUGCAACCCAUUCAACUUCCCCAGAUGAGAAUAGGCUUUGAUGAGGAAAAUGGCCCCCUGCAUAUGAACAUGGCACCUACUUUUCCAGUCAACAAUGAAACCUCAACAGAAAAUGUGUUUGGUCUACCCAAUGAUCGUGCUGUUCCAAGUGAGCCUUCCAUGUCAAAUAUGAUGAACUCUGAAAUUUCUUUUGGAUUGGAAUCAUCCAUCCGAACACAUCCUGUAACAUUUCAACUGAAGCAAUCAACUUCUGGGGAUAUUAACCGGGAAGAUGUGGCUCCGUGUGGCCGGCAUCAACCUUCAAUUAUUGACCGAUCUGAUGCAGAUCCAUUCGGUGUGAAUAUGAAACCUGCUUAUUCUUUGAGCAAAAUGGGACUUGAGAUGGGUGAAACCGCUGCACAGUCACUUCCCUUGGCUUCGCUAAUGUCUAAUAGGAAAGGUGGAUUGCUAGAGUCAUCUGCAGCCGGUAGGGAUCGUCCUUAAGUUGAAAUUCUCUAGAUGGUGAAGUCAAAAGAAGAACAGGGAUGACUCUUCAAAUUAGCUGCUCCUGAAUUUGGUGAGGAACAAACUUUGCAAGCUUCCAUCAAUUUCCUGAGGGAGCUAAGUGGAGUUAUGGUUGAGAUGGAAAUUGGCCCACCACAUAUGAGACUGUCCAUAAAAAAAAAAUAAUAAUAAUGGGUUGGGCCUGAGCAUUUUUUAUCUUUUACGUAAAGUACUUUGACAUGAUCUAUCUCCUAAGUGUUCUUUUUUGUCCCUUUCUUUUGGGUGAUAGAGAUCAUCCAUCUCUAGUUUCUAAGGUUAACAUGCAUUGUUCACCGAUACUUAUGUAACAUAUGUGAAGAUUCUAUGAUUCCUCUGGAGGAAUGAUCUUGGUACUUGAAACACAAUUGACCCACAAGGACAUUGUGUGAAAACCCAAUUUCCAAGAAAUUCCAUCUUUCUAGGAUGGAAAUUGCAGUGUUCUGAAUCUGAACUGGCAUUGGAUUACAGGUAACCCAUAGUUUGUUUGUAAGU
This is a messenger RNA of Rhodamnia argentea, 1875 nucleotides long. RefSeq names its product transcription factor SPATULA. The record is from RefSeq and is a predicted model, not a curated record. The transcript has 8 exons. Gene Ontology annotation, molecular function: protein dimerization activity. Bases 247 to 1344 code for a protein of 365 amino acids. Gene Ontology annotation, cellular component: nucleus. NCBI's taxonomy places the organism in Eukaryota, Viridiplantae, Streptophyta, Magnoliopsida, Myrtales, Myrtaceae.